This is a messenger RNA of Annulohypoxylon maeteangense, 1799 nucleotides long. Its product is annotated as phosphatase inhibitor-domain-containing protein. The coding region runs from base 710 to 1300 and encodes 196 amino acids. The record is from RefSeq and is a predicted model, not a curated record. Lineage: Eukaryota; Fungi; Ascomycota; Sordariomycetes; Xylariales; Hypoxylaceae. Gene Ontology annotation, molecular function: protein serine/threonine phosphatase inhibitor activity; protein phosphatase 1 binding. Gene Ontology annotation, cellular component: nucleus. The transcript has 2 exons.
ACAUAACUAGGUAGCUACAUCUGUAUGUACAUCCAUCCAUGAUAUUACCCCAAAAGUUACAAUACACCUCUCGUGCUUCCUCUGUGCGCGACUUCCUAACAGGGAGCAAGAGAGGAAAGAGCGGGGGAAAGGACGGGGUCAAGUAACAAUUAAUUCGAAACUUGAAACUCUGAAAAUACCUUACAUACAUUGGUAUAUAUACGGUACCUUACUCACCUAUCUACGUAGGCACGUCAAUUAUAUCGCUCAUUCCCAAAUAUCCACCUUGUCACUUCACAAAACCGCGCAAACUCGGGGAAGCGAAUCCUGGAAAAGGGAUCAAGAACUCCAAAAAGAAAACAAACCAGAACAAACACCAACCAACCAGCUGCCAACCAACGCACCAGUGGCGCCGCAUCAGAGCAAGACACUGUUGAUCCAUCGAUGAUCCUCGACCGUUCUAAGGCCUACACGUAUGCAUACAUAGGUCGAUCGUUCGAGCUCCUCACCUCCCAGCCAAGCGAAUCGUCAGGCACCGGCUUUUAUCCAAUACCUGAGCGCGCAGUCCAAAUCCCAUAUUUGCACACCUUUCUCCGCCCUUCCGAUAUUGCCUCGACCAUAUAGCGAGCAUUCAGUACUCCUCUUUUCUUCCCAUACAUAUCACCGCCCACGCACACACACAUAAUACGAUACGGAGACAUACAUACAUACAUACAUACGUACCGCAGCCAUGUCCGGUCCAAACCCCCUCUCGAAUCAGCGGCAGCGCGACCGGCCCCAGGGAUCCCAGACGCAAGUUCAGACGGAAGCGCCCACGGGCUCCGGAACCCAGACCGGCACCGAGGCCCCGGCCCCCGCUGCCCCCGCGAUCCUGCGCCUGCGCGGCUCCCACCCGCCCUCCGACCACCGCGUCCAGUGGGCCGAGUCCGUUAUCGACAACGAGGGGUUAGGUCGGAAGCGGUCGAAAGUAUGCUGUAUAUACCACGCCCCGCGCCAAGUAGGCGAAUCCUCCGACGAGUCCUCAGGCGACGAUUCCUCCUCCUCCUCAGACUCUGAUUCCGACUCCGACCGUGGCAUCCCCGACGACCCACGAGACAGGGCGAUAGCGGCGCGGCGGAGACAGCAGCAGAACCAUAAUCACAACCACAACCACAACCAUAACGACGGAGAAUGUUCGGGCGACAGGAACCAGCGCAGGCGCAGACCGAGCCCUAACGCCUACGAACGCCAACCGAAACCCAAACCCCGGUCGAACCCCGGGGGCGACGGACGGAACCCUGGCAGUCGCGGAUCCCCUGGUGCUGGGAGGGGGACUCGGUAAAAAUGAACCAAGGGGCUGGCUUAUUCUGGUGGAAAAGAAACUAGUGGGACGGUUGGGUGCCGACGCCGCCCUAGGAUUUAAUACGGGAUUCAUGAAGAUGUGACACUAUCCGGAAAAGGGAGGAGGGAGAGGAGGGAGUAUAUAAGGGGAUAAUAGCGUAGGAACCACACGCUACAAGGAGGGAGGCCGGCAUUUGGCGGGACGAAUCUCUUUUCGGAGGAUUAAUCGGAUCGGUCUGUAAUAGGUACAACCCGAGGAGUAGACGAUAUUGGAUGGCCUACACUGUCGCUGCUACCGUUAACAGGGAGGGAGUCGGGAGGUGGAAACAAAAGGGCAUAGCAUGUAGUACGGAUGUAUGUAACGAGUAUACCCAAAUCGCAAAUAGGGGGGAAGGAAGGCUUGGCAAUGCCGCAUCAGAUUCAUUCACGAUAUCAAAAUUCCAACAGAGCGAACAAAGCAAAGUUACGCAUGGCACAAACGCACAGGCAUACACAAUCAC